GUAAGUUCCUGAGCCUAAACACGCUAGGGGACACAACUCCGGAACGGACCAAGAUGGCGGCUUCCAGUGAGGGGCCAGUGUUUGCCGCGGGUAUUGAAAAGACUUGGGGUGCAGUCGUUCGUUCCCCUGAAGGGACACCCCAGAAAGUUCGGCAGCUGAUAGAUGAAGGAAUUGUCCCGGAAGAGGGAGGCACAGAACCAAAGGAUAUGUCUGCCACAAUCCAGUCAGUCGAUGGAGCGCCUCAAGCAGAACAGCCUCCAUCGGAAUCUACGAGCAAAGAAGCCUUUUUUCACAGAGUGGAAACCUUUUCUUCUUUGAAAUGGGCAGGGAAGCCCCCUGAGCUGUCUCCACUUAUCUGCGCAAAAUAUGGUUGGGUCACAGUUGAAUGUGACAUGCUCAAGUGCUCCAGCUGCCAGGCUUUCCUCUGUGCCAGUCUGCAGCCCACUUUUGACUUUGGGAGAUAUAAGGAACGUUGUGCCGAGCUCAAGAAAUCCCUGUGCAGUGCCCAUGAGAAGUUCUGCUUUUGGCCAGACAGCCCGUCUCCAGAUAGAUUUGGGAUGUUGCCAUUGGGUGAGCCUGCUGUUCUUGUCAGUGAGUUCCUGGACAGAUUUCAAAGCCUUUGUCAUUUGGACCUCCAACUUCCUUCCCUGAGGCCUGAUGACUUGAAAACUAUGUGCUUGACAGAAGACAAGAUUAGUGUUCUCCUGCACCUGCUGGAAGAUGAACUUGACUAUCAAACUGAUGACAGAAAAUCUACAAGCAAAUUAGGCUCAGACAUCCAAGUCCACGCCACUGCCUGUGUUCUCUCUCUGUGUGGCUGGGCAUGUAGUUCUUUGGAACCUACACAGCUUUCUCUGAUAACAUGUUACCAGUGUAUGAGGAAGGUCGGUCUCUGGGGCUUUCAACAGAUUGAAUCGUCCAUGACAGAUCUGGAGACUUCCUUUGGCCUGACUAGCUCCCCCAUCCCAGGUGUGGAGGGUCGGCCUGAGCACUUCCCUCUGGUGCCUGAAUCUCCUAGGCGGAUGAUGACCCGAAGCCAAGAUGCCACAGUUUCUCCAAGCUCUGAGCAGUCUGAAAAAAGUCCUGGUCCCAUUGUUUCCCGAACCCGGAGUUGGGAGUCUUCCAGUCCUGUUGACCGGCCUGAGCUAGAGGCAGCCAGUCCUACCACCAGGAGCCGCCCAGUGACCCGAAGCAUGGGAACCGGAGAGUCUGCUGGCUUGGAGGUUCCCUCGAGCCCUCUCCGGAGAGCCAAGCGAGCUCGGCUCUGCUCGUCCAGCAGCUCGGACACUUCUCCCCGAAGCUUCUUUGAUCCUACCUCUCAGCACAGGGAUUGGUGCCCUUGGGUGAAUAUCACACUCAAAGAAACUAGGGAAAAUGGGGAAACGGAAGUGGAUGCCUGUCCCCCAGCAGAGCCAGGCUGGAAAGCAGUGUUGACCAUCCUGUUGGCCCACAAGCAUUCUAACCAGCCAGCUGAGACAGACUCCAUGAGUCUCUCUGAAAAAUCAAGGAAAGUGUUCCGAAUAUUCCGGCAGUGGGAGUCUUUAUCCUCAUCCUGAAAAUGCUCCAGACAGAACUGUUGAGGGUGACUUUUUGAAAAAUAAGUUUUGAGUUCUCUUUGAUCGGCUGAUGCUGCUUUUCUUCAUUCUGGUUUAAUUGCGAGUGCAGAGGCCUGCCGUCUGCAUGAUGAAGAGGAGACCCGAUUGCCAUGUGGGGUGUGGACAGGGUAAGACAGAGCAGCCCAGUUCUGUCAGGGGACUGCAGGAUUACGAACCAGCCACAAGACUUGAGGGUUAGAACACCCAGUCAGCAGCUUUGGUUCGGGCACAGUGUUCUGAGCAUGUAGCUCAGGAAUGUGACAGUAUUUGUUAAUAAAGUGUUUGCUAAGA
Grammomys surdaster is the source of this 1886-nucleotide messenger RNA. It is a transcript of the gene Zc3hc1, whose product is annotated as zinc finger C3HC-type containing 1. NCBI's taxonomy places the organism in Eukaryota, Metazoa, Chordata, Mammalia, Rodentia, Muridae. The coding region runs from base 54 to 1556 and encodes 500 amino acids. Gene Ontology annotation, molecular function: zinc ion binding. The transcript has 10 exons. The record is from RefSeq and is a predicted model, not a curated record. Gene Ontology annotation, cellular component: nucleus.